AUGUUAGCUGAGAAAGUAGACAAAGACAAACUUGACGAAGUCAAAAUAACUGAAAUAAAUAAUUUAUUCUUACUCAGAUUCAAUUCACUUUAUAUUGAAGGAGGAAGUCGUGGCUUUCUUCAUGAUUUCCUUGUAAGAAGACUUUUACAAUUUUUAAAUUUUGAAUUUAGGAAAAAAUUGGAAGAUAGCUGUUGACUCAUGAAUAAAUUUAUUGAAUUGAGCUAA
Molecule: messenger RNA, 225 nt
Organism: Blepharisma stoltei
Lineage: Eukaryota; Ciliophora; Heterotrichea; Heterotrichida; Blepharismidae
Source: the annotation of a GenBank genome assembly